Molecule: messenger RNA, 1512 nt
Organism: Porites evermanni
Lineage: Eukaryota; Metazoa; Cnidaria; Anthozoa; Scleractinia; Poritidae
Source: the annotation of a GenBank genome assembly
AUGGCGUCAAAAGCAAAGCCUGCUUUAAAAAAUAAGGACCAUUUUGUCAACGUUAGAGUCCCAAACUGGCCAUAUGAAAAGUGGGAAUUACCAGAAAGCACAGAGAGUCAGGUUGACUUCGAGAAAAAUUCAUCUCCAGUGCACAACAUUCCAGCUUCCGUUGGCCCGGUAUUUCAUUCAUUUUUGGAAAGUUUUUCUCGCCAACUUGACAUUUAUAAUAAUUGCACAAGUACUGAAUUAUUAACUCAAGUAACGACCAUGUUGAAUGACAGCUUAUGCGAACUUGGAAAGUCUUACAAAUGCUUUGAAAAAUGUCAACUCAUUCAGGCCGGAAGUGUAGCUGAGAAAACGAAAGUAGAAGCUCUAGACGAAUUCGACUUUUUAGUUGUUAUGGAGUAUUUUGCAGACAAAGAAUAUUUCGAAAUUGUGUUACGGCAGGGCUUGAUAAGGAUAUACGUUAAGGACACAUCCGUUAUCGAGUUUCUACCCAUUGAAUGUCAGAAUCAUUCCGGGAGUAUCGAGUUUCUUGAUGUUACCUUGCGCUCCAAGUUCAUGGAACUGUUUAUUGAGAUAUUUGAUGAAAGUUUACCAUCUGGUUGGAGAAGGGUAACCACUAAGGACACAACACUAUGUGGGUCUGGUAUAGCCUCAACACUGCAUUUGGUGUGUGAGAAAUUAAACUUAAACAUAGACAUUGACUUGUGUCUGUGUUUACCAGUAAGCGCCGAUGACUUUGAGGGGGCUCUUUCCAUUCCAGAGCAAGUUAAUCCACAAUUCACUGAGUACGUUAAUGCUCAAUUAUUGUUGUUUGGAUACAUUAAUAAUAUCAUGAAGCAGUCACCCCUAAAGGUGUUUGUAAUUCUGGGGAAGGCAGACUUCUCUUUUGAAGCUAUUUCUACUCGAAUCACCGCUCCAUUUCUAGAACUUUCUCACUUUCAAUCCUUGCCACCAGAAGAUGGUCGUAUUAGAGCCUACCGCACUGCAAAAUGCAUUUUGUCAGCUUUCCUUCCAGAACUAAGCGACAUCUUUGGUUGCAAAAGAUGUUGCCACAAGCUUGUGAGAUCAUAUCAUGUAAAGAAUAUACUCUUUUUCAUGUUAAACAACUACAAGGAUGAUAUCCAUUGGGAAGGAGACAAAGUUCCAUUGCGAGUUUUAGAAAUCUUUUCUGUUUUAGAGCAAUGCAUGAUUGACGAUGACGAAUCAAGUUAUGAUGCAGCUGUUUCUAAGUUUUGCUUUCCCGGGACUCUUUACGUGCAGAAUGUUUCCAAUAUAAGUCAAUAUUAUAGUAGUGAAGGUGGACACAGAUACUUUUUCACUCCUGACUCUCACAAGCCUAUGUAUGAACUCAGUUCUUCGCCAGUUUAUGAACAACAUCUCUCAACUGGCAAUGAUACAGGUGACACUCUUUUGAAUGAAUGGUUUGAAAAGCUAAAUAACAAGCCCUGGAACUCCAAACAGCUGCUCCAUGAUUUAUUUAACUUGUUGAAAAAACUUAAUGAAAUAAUCCAUUAA